AUGCUCACAAAGUUCGAGUCCAAGUCGUCGAGAGCGAAGGGCAUUGCCUUUCACCCCAAGCGACCAUGGAUCCUCGUCUCCCUACACUCUUCCACUAUCCAGCUAUGGGACUACCGCAUGGGCACCCUGAUUGACCGCUUCGAAGAGCACGAUGGUCCCGUACGAGGCGUCGACUUCCACAAGACGCAACCGCUAUUCGUGUCUGGUGGUGACGACUACAAAAUAAAGGUCUGGUCGCUCCAGACUCGUCGCUGCCUCUUUACCCUCAACGGCCAUCUUGACUAUGUGCGCACCGUCUUCUUCCACCACGAGCUUCCUUGGAUCAUCUCGGCCUCGGAUGACCAGACCAUUCGCAUCUGGAACUGGCAGAACCGCUCGCUCAUCUGCACCAUGACUGGCCACAACCACUACGCCAUGUGUGCUCAAUUCCACCCCAAGGAAGACCUUGUCGUCUCGGCCUCGCUCGAUCAGUCCGUCCGCGUUUGGGACAUCUCUGGCCUCCGCAAGAAGCACUCGGCUCCUACCUCGAUGACCUUUGAAGACCAAAUGGCUCGCGCCAACGCAAAUCAGGCCGACAUGUUCGGCAAUACCGACGCUGUUGUCAAGUUCGUGCUUGAGGGUCACGACCGUGGUGUCAACUGGGUCUCCUUCCACCCUACCCUACCUCUUAUUGUCUCGGCUGGUGACGAUCGCUUGAUCAAGCUCUGGAGAAUGAGCGAAACGAAAGCUUGGGAGGUGGAUACAUGCAGAGGUCACUUCCAGAAUGCUUCAGCAGCCUUGUUCCAUCCCCACCAGGACCUGAUUCUGUCGGUUGGUGAGGACAAGACCCUGCGCGUCUGGGAUCUUAACAAGCGUUCCUCGGUACAAUCCUUCAAGCGCGAGAACGACCGUUUCUGGACCAUCGCCGCCCAUCCCGAGAUCAACCUGUUCGCCGCUGGACACGACAAUGGUGUCAUGGUCUUCAAGCUCGAGCGUGAGCGUCCUGCUUCGGCCGUCUACCAAAAUAACCUCUUCUACAUUACCAAGGACAAGCAGGUUCGCUCAUACGACUUCACAAAGAACAUCGAGAGCCCCUCUAUGCUUUCUCUCAAGAAGCUCGGUAGCCCGUGGGUACCCCCACGUGCUAUCUCGUACAAUCCUGCAGAGCGCGCUGUCUUAGUCACAUCGCCUGCCGAUGGUGGUUGCUACGAACUGAUCAACCUGCCCAAAGAUGCUUCAGGUGCCGUAGAGCCUACUAACUCUCUCCGAGGCACUGCAACUUCGGCCGUCUUCGUCGCUCGUAACCGCUUCGCCGUCUUCAACCAGCCUAACCAACAGAUUGACAUCAAGGAUCUUCAAAACUCUACCACCAAGACCAUCAAGCCCCCGCCCGGUACCGUGGAAGUCUACUUUGGCGGCACCGGCUGCCUGCUGUUGAUCGCCCCCACCUCGGUUGUUCUUUACGACAUUCAGCAGAAGAAGCAGCUUGCUGAACUUGCUGUAAACGGUGUAAAGUACGUUGUUUGGUCCUCUGACGGUCUUUAUGCCGCUCUGCUUAGCAAGCAUAACGUGACUAUUGUCAACAAGUCACUGGAACAGGUUAGCACCCUGCACGAGACUAUCCGCAUCAAGAGUGCCGUCUGGGACGAUACUGGUGUCCUCCUCUACUCGACCCUUAACCACAUCAAGUACACUCUCAUGAACGGGGACAAUGGUAUCGUGCGUACGCUCGAACAGACUGUUUACCUUGUCCGCGUCAAGGGUAAGAGCGUCUACUGUCUCGACAGAGCUGCGAAGCCCAAGGUCAUGACCAUCGAUCCAACAGAAUACCGCUUCAAGAUGGCUCUUGUCAAGCGACACUAUGACGAAAUGCUGAACAUUAUCAAGAACUCGAGUCUUGUUGGUCAAAGCAUCAUUUCCUACUUGCAAAAGAAGGGCUACCCUGAGAUCGCUCUCCAGUUCGUCCAGGAUCCUCAGACCAGAUUCGAGCUGGCAAUCGAGUGCGGAAAUCUUGAGGUUGCUGUUGAGAUGGCUAAACAAUUGGAUCGUCCUAAGCUUUGGCAACGCUUGAGUACGGAGGCCUUGGCUCAUGGUAACCAUCAAGUCGUUGAGAUGACUUACCAGAAGUUGCGCAACUUUGAUAAGCUGUCUUUCCUGUACUUGUCAACUGGUGAUGAGUCAAAGCUCCAGAGAAUGGCCAAGAUUGCCGAGCACCGUGGUGACAUGACUUCUCGCUUCCAGAACUCCCUUUAUCUGGGCGAUGUUCAGACCAGAAUCGAUAUGCUCAAGGAGAUUGACCAGUACCCUCUGGCCUACUUGACUGCCAAGGCCAAUGGAAUGGAGGAAGAGUGCCAAAAUAUCCUUGAUGCUGCUGGUCUUACCGAGGACCAGGUCACCAUGCCCGACACUGGCAAGCCGCUAUCAACUCCUUCUGUCAUUGUUCCUACCUUCCAGUCAAAUUGGCCCGUCAAGUCGUCUGGUGCAUCUUCAUUCGAGAAGGCAUUGGUUGCUGAUGGCGGCGCCGAAGAAGUUGUGCCCGCCACCAAUGGUUACGACGCUGACUUCCUGGAGGCUGAGACUGCUGUUCCCGAAGAGGAGGCUGAAGUUGAGCAAGAUGACGAUGAGGAUGCCGCCGGCUGGGACAUGGGUGACGAUAGCUUUGUCGAAGCCGAAGAAGAGUUUGUCAAUGUUGAGACUGUGGAGGCAGGCGCUGGAAGCAGCGAAGCAGACCUUUGGGCACGUAACUCACCAGUAGCCGCCGAUCAUGUUGCCGCUGGAUCUUACGAAUCUGCCAUGAACCUCCUCAACAGGCAAGUGGGUGCAGUCAACUUCAAGCCUCUGGAGGCUAGGUUCGAGGAGAUUUACACUGCUUCACGUACCUUCUUACCGGCAAAUCCUGAGUUGCCGCCUCUCAUCAACUACGUUCGUCGCACACUCAAGGAGACCGACUCACGAAAAGUUCUGCCUUUCAUCCCUGGCGAUCUCGAGACGAUAACAACAACAGAUUUGCAAGCAGGCAAGCAAUCAAUGCAAAAGAACAAGCUCGAAGAUGGCGUCCAGAUAUUCCGCAAGAUCUUGCAGACUUUAAUUGUCAACGCAGUCUCAUCGCAAGCACAAGUCAACGAGGCCAAGGAGCUUAUCCAAACAGCUGCUCAGUACGUUCUUGCAAUGUCAAUCGAGUUGACUCGCAGAGAGCUUGUUGGUGGCACCACAGAUCUAAGCUCCUUCUCUGAGGAGGAUAAGAAGCGUGCUCUUGAGCUAUCGGCUUACUUCACAAUUCCCAACAUCGAGCCUCAACACCAGACUCUGGCCUUGUUCACUGCUAUGAAUUUCGCACACAAGAACAAGCAGCUAAGCAGUGCUCUGAACUUUGCCAACGCACUGAUCGAGAAAGGAACCAAUGCUCGAUUCAAGGAGAACGCAAAGAAGGUCAAGGCUGUAUGCGAACGUCAACCUGGCGACGCGGUCGAGAUCGAGUAUGACUCGUUCGCUGAGUUCGACGUCUGUGGUGCAUCAUACACGCCGAUUUACAGUGGCGAGCAGAGCGUAAGCUGCCCUUACGACGGUGUCAAGUAUCAAGCACAGUACAAGGGUACAGUCUGUAAGGUGUGCGAGAUCUGCGCCAUUGGAGCGCCGGCUAGCGGGUUGAGGCUGACUGUUUAA
Messenger RNA from Aureobasidium subglaciale EXF-2481, 3642 nucleotides. RefSeq lists its product as uncharacterized. The record is from RefSeq and is a predicted model, not a curated record. The transcript is spliced from 6 exons. Bases 1 to 3642 code for a protein of 1213 amino acids. Lineage: Eukaryota; Fungi; Ascomycota; Dothideomycetes; Dothideales; Saccotheciaceae. Gene Ontology annotation, biological process: endoplasmic reticulum to Golgi vesicle-mediated transport; intra-Golgi vesicle-mediated transport; retrograde vesicle-mediated transport, Golgi to endoplasmic reticulum. Gene Ontology annotation, cellular component: COPI vesicle coat. Gene Ontology annotation, molecular function: structural molecule activity; protein binding.